UUUGUUCUAUCUCUGCUGGACUGACCGGUUGUAGGCUCGGUGUUCCGUUUCGUCAGCAUUCUAUCUAGCUAGAACAUUUCCCCUCGACACAAAGGUUUUAAUAACUUGCCUGCCGUUGUUCGGGGAUUCAGGCAGCCAGUUCAGUUCGCAUUCAUCGUUGCGCAAAACACUCAAUUUGUGCUGAAGUUUUCUAAUUGUUUUUUAUCACACUGGCGAACCGAAAUUGCCGCGUCGGUUAUCUUAUCAAUUAGCAAGUGAUAGUAAAAAUCGAUUCCUCAUUAACCGGCUGCGAAAAUAGCCAUCGUGGUGUGGUCACCGCAAGAACAACAACCGAAAAUGCUGGGCUGAGUCAGUCUUUUGGUAUCCUCGUAACAGGGUAGGAAUUGGAGUGAUAGUGUAUUUAAACAAAAAUCGCAAACCCUUCAAAAGAGAGUGCAAAAAUCAAUAAGUCCUUUCUUUUCCGUUUCGUAACAAAAUUUAAAAAAAGCAAAACAUGGCGGCAUCCUAGCGAAAGAGAGUGUGAAAAUCGGUUCCGAAAGAGCAGAAGAUAAACUCAUUAACAUAAAACAAUAACAAGUGAAAACAGCAACGCAAAAUUCACACACGCCAGCAAACACAAGCAGGCAGAGCCGAGUGGUAAUAAUUUAGUGCUUGAAACUUACCCCGCCGUCGCUGGCCCGCACGCGCCGCACCUGGUAAACCCGAGUGAGUGUGACUAACCGAGUAGUGUGUGGCCGCAUAUUAACCCACCAGAGCAUGAUGGCGGAUACUAACUGCAGCGGUACUUCCGCUGGGACAGCACCGAUCACCGAAGUGAUCCCCCAGUGGAAGAAGGAGCUGAUCCAGCGCCGGAAGAAUUUGGCCAAAACGAUCGGUGCCGCUGCCACGCAGGUGCACGACAGUGCUUCCACGGUGGCAGCCGCACUCACAACACCGACCACACCGAGGGCUGGCCCCGGCGGUGUUCCCUUCGGUAGCGGUCAGAAAGAUCCAUCGGUAGAGGCACAGUCAAUUGCAGAAAGUACAACACCACCAGCAUCAACAGUCGAGUCCCCUGCUAGCCCUACUCCUUCCAUAGAGCUCAGUAGUAAUAAUAGUGAUUCACCUGCUUCACCUACAGCCGCCGUCACUUCGCCGACGUUGUUCGGUGCCCCGGUGUUCGUAGGUCAUUCGCAUUCGUCACCAGUGAAUGAACAGCCACAAGUGUUGGUGAAGUCAUUCAGCGGUACCACCAACACACCUAGCAGUGCCACUCGAGGAACAACCGAAGUGCUGCUUGUCGGUGGAACGUCAGCAGAGAAACAACCGUUGCACACUCAGUCACAUUCCAAUGACGGUACGGAGAGCACCAGCGCCAGCAGUAGUGCCAACAGUCGAUCAAACCAUCUUCCCAGCAGUGCGUUGAGUGGUUCGCCCAAAGGAGGUGGCGGUGCUCCAGCAAACAGUGGUCCAUCGGGAAAGUAUGCCGUGGUCGGUGGUAUUAGUGCUAGUGCUAGUAGUGUUGACUGUGAGCUAACGCGACCAGCCCCGGGGGAAACCAACAGUUAUAGCAGUAGUGAGAUCGGUUGGAAAUUAAAGAAAAACACUUCAAGUGCUUCUUCUUCUGUUAGCCCCAACAGCAGCAGUAGCACCAAAAUGGUUGCAGCUAGUGCUGAAGAGAUUAUUUAUGAGAAGAAUCGAUUUGUAGGAGCCGGGAUUGGUGGUGAAACGGGUGCCCCCGUAGACGUGGACACUUCAGAAGAGUUAAAAUAUGGACCGGGAAUUGUUUCGAAGCUACGCUGCCGGUAUUUGAGUCUUGCAUUGAGGCAAUCGGCUAACAAGCAGAGGCCCUCACUGAAUAGCAUGCGCCGAGCGACCAGUUUGAAUAAUUUGCUCGACGAGGAAAGUGAGGAUUUAAGUGAACGGGAACAAUCGAUUGACGGAAAGGAUCAAUCACAUGACAAACAUUACCAGCAGGGAAAAUUUGGUCGGGAGCAGCAGCAAAACCAGAUGAACCUGCAGCUGCAGCAGAAAGCCAAAACUCCGGACGAGUAUAUUUCGACUUUUCAGAAGAGCGUGCAGAACAGUUAUACGCGAAGUGGCCGACAGACGGAAAAGAAGAACGAGUACAAUCGUUAUAACAAACAGCGUGGUGCGGAUUCGUUGAAACGGGCCCGAUCAGUUGAGGCGCUGGUGCGCUACGAUCACAAGGCCUGGGAGCGCGAUAUACAGAAGGAAAACCUGUACAGUAGCAACGACAGCAAUGUGAUCAUACUGGAUGAGAUUUGUACCAACGGGACAACCACCGCCAACGGUAACAGUAACAACAUCAACAACUGUCAACUGGCGGCGAUGAACAAGGCUGAAUUAAUAGUGGACUGUGUCACGAUCGAGGAAAAGAUCAUUAACGGACGAGAAAAAGGUGACCCGAAACCGAAGCGGUUGACCUCGUUUAUCGAUGCGGACGAGCGUCCCCCGCCAGAUGUGGUACGGCAGACGAUGAAAAUCUUCGAGGCGAACGCCAAUCGAAGAGGUCGACCCACUGCCAGGACUAACGGAGCUGCCGGUGAAGUUGCUGCCAAAGUGGCCAGUUACAAAUCUAUCAUUUCGCUAGAGAAACCACCAAUCACGCAUCCUAAGCCUCCACUUAGUCCCAAAAAGCCAAAUAUUAUACCACGAAACACUAGUCCCAAGUCGAAUGGCAACACCACCACCAGCAACACUGCCAACGGUUUGAAGGAAAAACCGAACCUGCCGAAGUUGGACAUUACUGCAAUCCGCUACAAUCUAGAAACAACAAACAAUCUAAAGAACUCGGCUACUUCGCCCGUACAGACGCCUCCCUCGGCCGGUUCAAAUCCAAACAAUACAUCCACACCGCUAUCAGUGCGAGUAGAACCGGUGACGGCUUACCGUCUUAAGUAUGACUCACCCGUCUUAUCGCCUAACACUGUUCAACACAAUAAAGUCAGUGCGACGACAACGACGACGACGACAAACCGACCGGAGAGUCCUCGCUUCUCUACCACAGCUGUCUCGGCUAAUAUGCAAAAUAACACAACCAGUACUGCUCACACAUUCGUCGACUCACCAUCGAUUCAAGCACUUACGAGCAAACUGAAUAAUCUGAAUAUCGCGACCUCAACCCCGACCAGCACCCGCUCGCCGACGCCGUCAGAUUCAGCAGUUCCGACCGUUGCACCGCCACAGGUCCCGCCUCGUAACAUUCUUCAGUACGCUACAAGCGAUGAGGAAGACCCCGACGAUCCAGAGGAUCUACAACGUGAGUACUCGAUAAACAGUGAUCACGGCAGCGACAGCCAAUCGGAUGACCUCGAACUGGACGACGAACCGGACCAAAUAAAGAAGGUUUCCCGUACAACGAUGGAGAACAUUUCCAAAGCCGGCGUUACGACGCAAUUCCGAUUCAACGGCCAGUCGCAGAACAAAUCGCAUCUCCCCUCUCUCACCACCAGCAACAGCAGCAGCAACAGCAACGGCAGUAACUCAACAGCUGCAGCUGGUGGUGGUGCGAAAUUGAUCGCCAGCAAGAGGCUGAAUAUAGAUGAUCAUCUAUCGUCAAAUUCUUCCUCGACGUCGUCAUCGCCCAUCACAGUGCCAACAGUGCCGUCAGCCGCCGUUGUCACCCAGAAACCGCCUGUGCCACUGUCACGUGAAAGUCUCGCUGCCAAUGGCCAUAAGCCAGCGGCAACCAUUAACAGCAUCGGCAGUAGUGUCACAGCCAAUCAUAAUCUUAAUAAUCUUAAUAGUAGCAAUGCCAAUACUAGUGUUAAUAGCAACGGAAGCAAAGUAGUGAUAAAUGCCAACGUCGGCGGCAACGGUAACGCAAACGGCGAAUCGGAUAACGCCGCCGCCCCAACCGCCGCCGUAGCUGCUGUCGGAGCAGCAGUGAGUGCUAAUAGCAGUGUUUCAAGUGACGUGAAAACGGUGAAUCUAACCGCUCGCGAGAUCGAAAAAAAUCAAAUCAAUCUGGAGAAAUCGAGUGAAGAGUCGAUCAGUGCAACUAGUAGUGCUACCGGUGCAAAUGUGGUAGUAGUUUCGAAAGCGAACAACAAUAACAGCAGUGCUGCCGGUAGUGAAGUCGGCGCAGGCGUCGGCACGGCGGCGGCGACGACGACGACGACUGCCGGUCCCAGCAGCGGUGGUGACUUUUUCAUGGCCAAGUGGGGCACCCCGACGGUGGCAGCGGGUGCUGCAGCAGCAACAACUACUUCUGCUGCUGCUGCUGCUGCUGCUAGUCCCGUCACUGCCACCACCAACAACAACAACAACAUCAACAAUCCACUGCUGGUACCGAUUAAGAAGAAAGUUAAGGCGCCGCCACCGCCGCCCAUCGAAGCCAACACGAUGGUGUUCAACUUUAGUGACCGAAAGGAUGUGCCGGAUUAUAUCGAAAAUGAUGGGAUUAUUCUGCGACCGAGACCCCGGGAAUUACCCAAGCCCGGCGAAUCCGGUUUUGUGGUACUGGGCGACCUAACGCUCGAAACCUCCACCGAUCCGGAUGAUUCGUGGGCCUUGGGACCGCCGUCGCCAUGUGAUGUUGAGUUCGAGAAUGCCAACGUUGUGAUCAACGGUAAAUCCAGUAUGAGAAACAAGACUAGUAGGGAUAACAAGUUCAAAAUCCAAUUCGAUGACUCAUUAACCUCGACCUUUGAGUAUCCGUCGGAAACGUCAAUGCUGGACACGAACGGCUUCGAGGAUGAUUCCACCUGCGGUGCCAAAAGUUUAGGUCUACUGGAUGCUGCUGCCAACAGUCAACCCACCGGUGGUUCGGGUGGUGCCGGUGUAGGAGCUGGCGGCCUUGCCUUCGCUGAUAAUGGGCUGCUGUCGCACAAGAAUAACCUGCUUUCGUCGAUGCCACUAGGCUCCGCUCCUUUUGCUAGUUAUACCCCAGUAAAGGCCGCCAUAGAUACUAACUUCGAGCUGGGCGUAACUCGGACCCCGUCGCCCUCGAGUACCGCCAGCAGUACCAGCAGUAGUAGUAUUGCAAACAGCGAGCUCCAUCCUCACCAGCAACAGCAAUCCCAUCAUCAUAUGAUCCAUCCGAGCAACGGCAGUCAGCAAAGUUCCAGCAACGGGACCGGUUUGCACCUUCACCAACAGCAGCAGCAACAACAACAACAACAGCGGCAGCACCUUCACCAACAGCAACAGCAGUCUGAUCGAAUCAACGGCGGUGGCACCGAUGGGCUGCUACUACUGAACGGAGAAGCUGGUGAACCGGAAAGCAUACAGUAUCUGAAGCCGGCAUCGGACGAACAAACGGUCAACUGGAGCCAGGGAACGCGGGUCACUGAUUUGCUGUUUUAGAUGCCGGGGUACGUGAGUAUGAUUAUUAAAUUGUAACAGCUUGUGUAGUUGGUUUAAACUUUUUCCGUGUAAUUAUGUACUGGUAUAGCAUCUAAAUGGAUUAUGCUUAAAAUCAUCGUGAAUAUUUGCUAUCACUGCGAAACAACCCGUUAACCAAUGUAUUUUCAUAUGCAUUCGGUAUAUAUCAGAAAAAACGUUACACUAAUCAUGAGAAAUGGACUCAAACGAACUCAGUAUCGAUCGGACCGUUCAUUUUUAAUCGAACAAAGUAGGAGUUUUUCGAAAAAGACAAUUUUGUGCAGUAUUUAGAGUUUUUUUAGUAUACGUAAGAAGACGGUGGUAAGAAACAAUUGAAUUGAUAAAACGAAGAAUUUUAGUUACAACCAUCAAAAACUACUGAUUCACUGUCCAUUUUCGGUGUCUAUCAAAAUAAAUUCUUGUUGAAAGCGAUAGAAGAACGUCUAUACAUAACAUUCAAACGAAUAUUAAUCAUUGUGAUGAAUAUACAAAAAAAAUGAUAAAAAUUAUAAAUUAUAAAUAAAACAUUAUGGAACUAAGCGAAAGUUUAUACACAAUAGGCUUACUAUUUUACCUAUCUAGAACAGUAAGGGGAACAAUUCUAAAGCAAAAAUUCCAUGCCUCUGACGAAGCGAUCAAAGGCGAGAAACUACUCCCAUUCCCUCGAUUCCCAACCGUCGGAAAACUGAUAUACAAAUCAAGAUUUACACAACAUAAAAAAUAUCGUCGUUUUCUAUCCAUUUUAUCGUGUAGCGAAUAAAAAUAUUACAUUAACUUAACAAGAAUAAACAAUAAAUAGUCAUCUAAAAACAAUGGGACCGUCAAGUGAAUAAAAAUAAACAACGCAAUCGAAUUCCGUAAUGUGAACGGAACUUGAAUGAAUCAUGGCAACCAGCAUGAACGCGAUGAAUGUGAGCGAAUGUUGUGAGUGUACUAUGACGCAUCGAGUGAUGUUUGUCCGUUGCUUUUGAGAGAGUUCGGAAACCGAAGCUUCCUAAUGAUGUCUGCAAGGAGCUAUUAUAUAGAAUUAAUAAAACAAGAUUAACCUAUCGAACCGAUGACGAUGGAAAGAGGAUGGUCGACGAUAGAGCGAGAGAGAGAGAGAGAAUAGCGGUCACGGUUGCUUGUUAACUGCGCUCUACAAUCGAAUGAGCAAAUUGAGCGGUGGAAUCCGUUGUCUGAAUUUGAGGAGCGAAAAACGCAAGAAAAACGUGUAAUUAUAUGAAUAGACUUUUCUUUCUGUUUCCUCUCUUUUUACUAUAUAUUAAUUGUAAUCAUGCCCCAAUAAAGAGAUAUCGAAAAAGUCUUAUGCAUUUUAUGUAAAAAUAUACAACUGCUUGUUUUAUUUGUCUUAUGUUAUUAUUUUUUGCAUUACACACUUUCUUUGGUUUCGUUGUUUUGUUCUUUUGCGGUAUUAGGGUAGAUAAAGCCAGUCAUAACAACAAUGUCAGCUAUGUAGUUGACGAGCUCUUUGAAAAUGUUUUUUUUUUUUAAUUUGGUUUUAGAGGUUUUAACCUUAGGAUCAUUCACCUCUUUGUUGGGUUAGAGAAAUCUCUUUAGAAAAAUCUCUAACACUAUGUGCGGGGUUGGGAAUUGAACCCAGGUGAGCUGCGCACAAGGCAAUCGAUUGAAAAUGUUAUAUGGACUUUAACUCGGCAUAAUCAUAAGUUUAUCGAGAUUUGAACUAUUUUAACUUUUUUAUAUACACACAGAAAAACAUCGUCCUUAACCAUUUUUUCAAAUACUAUGUAAUUAGGGCCGAAAAUCCCGUUAUCAAGAUACACUCUGGGGGAAUAUGCAGCACGAAGUUUUACUUAUCGAGCAUAUCUUUCAACUGAUAAUAAAGAAACGUUUCCUCCUUCGUCAACUACUAUGAUUUGUAGUCAGCAAACUAACGGUUCAUUCAGAAUUUUUCCUCAAAGUGUAUUUUGACAGUUUGCUUUAACACCCUUAUCAUAUGUUACUCAAGGCUUGUAGUAGUUCAAAGGUAUCUAACCCCUUAAGCGAUGCUAUCGUCUGUAUGAAGCAACACUUAAUACCUACAUUUACCAUUGCUGGCUCAUCUACUCUAAUAUAAUUAUCCUUUUAGCAUUCAGCAUUUUUAAUUCUGCGAAAGGAAAGAAUAAACCACCGAAAACAAAAUAUGUAUGUUCCCUGUUCUAGUUCGUCCCAACUAAUGAACCAUGUAGUAUGUGCUUCAAAAACUUUGCCUAAUCAAGUUUACAAAGGCUAAUAAAACCUGUGUGAAUUAACG
This is a messenger RNA of Topomyia yanbarensis, 7582 nucleotides long. RefSeq names its product mucin-5AC (gene bif). Gene Ontology annotation, biological process: chemotaxis; neuronal signal transduction. The coding region runs from base 757 to 5310 and encodes 1517 amino acids. Gene Ontology annotation, cellular component: nuclear membrane; rough endoplasmic reticulum membrane. The transcript is spliced from 5 exons. Lineage: Eukaryota; Metazoa; Arthropoda; Insecta; Diptera; Culicidae. The record is from RefSeq and is a predicted model, not a curated record. Gene Ontology annotation, molecular function: microtubule binding.